CUCCAACCCGCACAUCGCGCGUCUCAUCUUUUGACCAACAACCACCACCGCCCUUCAGCUUAUCAGAAAGGAAAAUUCACAAUCGAAUCGUCGUCGCCUGCUUUCCGGAAACCCUUUGCAGCAAUAUCCGCGAAGAUGGGUCUCAAGCGGAAGCGGUCAUCCGAAGAUACAUCCUCGCCGUCGUCGCUCUCCGUCUCGUCCUUUGCGUCAUCCUCGCCCUCCCCAAGUCCGUGGCAGCCCGCACCCUCGCGGACGGACGUCGACGCGCAGAUGGAGCUGUGUUUCCCUGUCUCAAAACCAUUCCGCCACAUGGACGACCACGAAGGGCGCACGCGCAAGCGGUGGCGAAGCCGUCCGAACGAGGACGCCAUUCACGAACACACGAUCCAGAAGCUGUUCGAUGCACAGCGACAACGCCCUCAUGCCGAGCCCGUUCCGUCGUCUCUCGUCCCGUCCCUACCGUCCCGCCCUCCGCAGCGCAGCACGCUGCACGAGUUCUGGAACAUACGUCGACCACAGCCUAUCUUCGCCACCCCCGCCGCACUAGAGGAGACGCCCAGCCUUCUCUGCGACGACUGCGAUCGAGCCCUGGCGCUCUCCGACGUGGCUGAUCAGACGCUCCUCGAGCCGCGGGAUCUUUUUUCAUGUCUUGCGUGCGGCAAGGCAGUGUGUGAUUUUUGCGCUGUCAACGUCGACGGGCGGCGGUGUCUGGACUGCGUUCACGACUGUAGAGCUUGAGUGGAGCCAAAAAGGUGAACACCUCCGGCUUACUAUUACCCCUCUAUCAGCUUGCAGUCAAGCUUUGGUUUUUCCUGUGUGCUUUUCCUGGGCGAACGAUCGCGAGCGCUGCUCGCCACGCCCAAAACGUCGCGGAUGGACGUGUUUGGCUGUGGAACAUGGCGUGCCGUGGACUGCGCAACGGAAUGCAUCCCAUUGAUCUCACGACAAUGUCUUUUGCUUUCGGUUUUGGGCUACAAAGUCGAUUGGCGGGCAUCGAGUUGUUACGACGAUCAAAAAAGUCUGCAGAGACACUCCUGUUGUCUCAAACUUGCGAUCACGCAUGUGCAGAUAAUCCCGGACGGUCCCUGUCACAGGCCGCACUUCGUGCUGGAGUGACCAGUACUAUAGAUACGAUACUCAAUUAAGAGAAUUGAAGUCGAACUGCCACUUGUCUUGUCGCUUGUUGUUCAACGAUUUCUAAAGCGCUAGCAAAUUUUGUCCGUCGUUUUGCAUUAUAUGUGUCCAGGAGGCUUUCAAUUGAUUUGAAGUGUGGUUUAAAGGCUCUUUCAAAUUCUCUAUCAGCUGCUAGGAC
This is a messenger RNA of Verruconis gallopava, 1312 nucleotides long. RefSeq lists its product as uncharacterized. The record is from RefSeq and is a predicted model, not a curated record. The transcript is spliced from 2 exons. Lineage: Eukaryota; Fungi; Ascomycota; Dothideomycetes; Venturiales; Sympoventuriaceae. Bases 136 to 738 code for a protein of 200 amino acids.